Molecule: messenger RNA, 1471 nt
Organism: Striga asiatica
Lineage: Eukaryota; Viridiplantae; Streptophyta; Magnoliopsida; Lamiales; Orobanchaceae
Source: the annotation of a GenBank genome assembly
CCGGAGGUUCAUGCACUCUUCAAAUCCCUUUUCCCUUCUGAUGAAGAAAUCCAAUUCAUUUUCUCCUUUUAUCCAAAUAUAAAAUAUUCAAAGCUCAGCUUCGGUUCCAAGGAGAAAAAGAGAAGGGAAGAACAGAAAAGGAAGAAGAGGAAAAAAAAAAAAAACUUCUCAUUCUUGUUUCUCAAAUCGAGGUUUUUGCAAUAAUCAAAGAACAUUUGUUAGCUCAUAAGUUGUCUUGUUCAAAGUAUGAGCUUUUAUGAGUUCGCAAUGAUUAUGAAGAUGUAGCCUCUCAUUUUCGGGUGGCAGAGAAAAAUGACCCGUUUAUCUUACAUCCUAGCUGGACCACUAAACUAGAGAAUGUUCUCUAACUCGGAAAGAAUCAGGACAGCAAGAUUCUACUCGGCUAAUUGCCCUUGUUAAAAGCGUUCCAUAAUGGAAUUUAAUCUUGCGGGUGAAAUUGAAAAUAAUAGAUACACCGAGAAUAUCGUACAUGAUUUUUGGCCUCUAGCUCCAAUCGACCCCAACAAGGUGAAAUUCCCGUGUUGUCUCGUUUGGACACCUUUGCCCAUUGUAUCAUGGUUGGCCCCUUUCAUAGGACAUGUCGGUAUAUGCAUGGAGGAUGGAACAAUUUUAGAUUUCUCGGGCUCGAAUUUCGUGAAUGUUGAUAAUUUUUCUUUUGGACCCGUUGCUCGGUACCUUCAAUUGGAUCGGGAGCAGUGUUGUUUCCCUCCAAAUAUCGGGGCCCAUAAAUGUAAGCACCGUUUCACGCAUUCCGAGUAUGGGGCGGCAAUCACGUGGGACGAUGCCUUGCAAUCAAGCGGACGCCACUUUGAGCACAAGUCAUACAACCUCUUCACGUGCAACUGCCACUCGUUUGUCGCCACCUGUCUCAAUAGACUCUGCUACGGUGGGUCUAUGAACUGGACCAUGGUUGAUGUGGCGGGCCUCAUUCUGUUCCGGGCCAGAUGGGUCGGCCCAUUUUUAGUGCUGAGGUCGUUAUUGCCAUUUCUGAUUGUGACUUGCUUGGGCUUGUACAUGGUCGGGUGGCCGUUUCUUAUCGGGCUCUUCUCCUUCUCUUCAAUGCUCGUCGUGUGGUUCUUGUUGGCAAGUUACUGUUUUAAGGAUUUUUUGGAUUGUUGAGAGUUUUAGGGGGUGAUUGGAUAUAAAAUAUUUUCGUUUUGAUUGGAUUUAUUGAAAAAGCAGCGUUAAUUCUGAAAAGAAAAAGUUGAUAGAGUGGUGGAGGUUUGAGCAGGAUUUUGAGUUGUAUUUACAUAAUAUGUAAUGACUAAAGUUGUAUGUUAUGUAAAAGUAGGAGAAUGAUUUUUAAAAGUGUGAGCAGCUUCUUUUUGGCUAUUGUGUCCCAUAUGUAUUGAGCUUAAGUACCAAUUUUAUCUUAUUUAUCAUAGCUUUCUGCAUAUUCGUAAAAUUUGUAGUUGGUUCUUUUAUUUUGACUCUUACACAACUCCAAAAC